Molecule: messenger RNA, 759 nt
Organism: Zasmidium cellare ATCC 36951
Lineage: Eukaryota; Fungi; Ascomycota; Dothideomycetes; Mycosphaerellales; Mycosphaerellaceae
Exons: 5
Coding region: 1-759 (252 amino acids)
Molecular function (GO): magnesium ion binding; acireductone synthase activity
Source: RefSeq, a predicted model, not a curated record
AUGGCAGCAGAGGAGAAGGAACAGAAUGGAGGCAAGAAGAUCGAGGGCGUGAAACUGAUUCUGCUUGAUAUUGAAGGAACAGUCUGCCCAAUCUCCUACGUCAAAGACACACUGUUCCCCUACGCAACCCGCGCCCUCCCCAGCGUCCUCGCCAAACAAUGGGACUCCCCAACCUUCGCCCCCUACCGCGCCGCCGCCCCCGAAGCAGCCCGCGCAUCUCCAGAAGCCUACAUCUCCGCGGUCAACGACCUCACCGCGGCGAAUUCGAAAAUCCCCUGGCUCAAGAAUCUCCAGGGCUACCUCUGGGAAGACGGCUACAAGACGGGCGCGUACUCGACUCCGUUGUUUGCUGAUGUGGUGCCGGCUUUGAGGCGGUGGAGGGAUGGAGCGUCGAGGUUGGCGAUUUAUUCGAGCGGGAGUGUGUUUGCGCAGAAGCUGUUAUUCGCGCACGUGCAGACGUCUGACGGUGAGGGAGGGGAUCAGCAGACCGAGGACUUGACGGGUUUGUUUGAGGGAUGGUUUGAUACGACGAAUGCUGGGCCGAAGACUGAGGCGAAGUCGUACGAAAUCAUCGCUGAGGAACUCAAGCUCCAACCCGAAGAGAUCCUCUUCUUCAGCGAUAACGUGCGCGAGAUCGAAGCGGCUCUCAAAGCAAAGAUGCAGACUGUCUUGGUUGACCGGCCGGGCAAUGCGCCUCUCGAAGAGGGCGAUGUCGAGAAGUAUCGCCUGGUCAAGUCCUUCGAUGAGGUCGAGGUGUAG